Miscanthus lutarioriparius is the source of this 210-nucleotide messenger RNA. NCBI's taxonomy places the organism in Eukaryota, Viridiplantae, Streptophyta, Magnoliopsida, Poales, Poaceae. The record is from the annotation of a GenBank genome assembly.
AUGGACCCGGCGCUCGCGGAGCAGACGUGCCCGCCGGGGAGCGUGGCGAGCGUGGUGAGCGUGGCGAGGGCGUGCCUGCACAAGGACCCGUCCAAGCGCCCCAGCAUGGUGGACGUAGCCUACACGCUGUCCAAGGCGGACGAGCACUUCGCCGACUACUCCGGUGAGAGCGUGUCGGUUGACGGCAGCGGCGAAAUCGCUGCUCGGUGA